This is a messenger RNA of Fusarium pseudograminearum CS3096, 2103 nucleotides long. RefSeq lists its product as uncharacterized. The record is from RefSeq and is a predicted model, not a curated record. The transcript has 3 exons. Lineage: Eukaryota; Fungi; Ascomycota; Sordariomycetes; Hypocreales; Nectriaceae. The coding region runs from base 1 to 2103 and encodes 700 amino acids.
AUGAACGGUUGCUGGACGAGAGUUUUAUCUGCAGUCUUCGCAACGCUGUUUCUGGCGGCUGUUACUCUCAAAACACCUUACCCAGGAAAUGACCCCUACAGAUGCCGUGCUGUCCAGAAUACAGGUCGAUGGAUAGACCCUGUGCGAGACGAACAAGGAAAUCGAGAUCCAUUCCGCCAGUGGCAGCCUGACGGAUGUAUUUUGAGUCAAUAUGGGUCAGGAGACAUUCGAAGAUGUAUGGAAGGUCGGAAAAUAUUCCUGUCUGGAGAUUCGACGUCGCAGAAUGUUGCACGUGCCAUGGGAAACAUGCUUGACAGCAAGCAAUUCAAGAAAAUCGACUCGAGAAAGGGAGUCCCGAGAAUCCAAUUAUACAAUACAACCUACCACGGACAAAAGAUCCAACGUCUGGCCAACAACAUCGACAAAUACACAGAAGAGAGACACAACAUACCAUCCAUCAAGGACCAGCAAGGCCCCGCGUUAAUCUACAUCUCAGCAGGCGCAUGGUUUACUCAUCCUCACGUUCUCAAAUCGUGCAACGAGACCAACGUGACUGACCCAUGGGACAAGCGCUAUGGACUUUUCAGAAAUCAUGUCGUCAGUCUUAAUAGGUUCAUUGGCGACAACAUCCCGGAUCAUGACCCCUUCAGAGCCCCAAUGGAUCCCUAUGACGGCAUCGGCAAUCUGAUUCUGUACGCGCCGCCAGCUGGACCGCGAUAUCUAGGUGAUGACCCUGCUCAGCAGGUAGAUCGAGACCGAAGGGCGAAUGAAGUUUUCGAGAUGCAGCAGUGGCUCCAAGAACACGAAGGCAAUCUGAGCAUCCCUCUUGUGUGGUCGAUACCUGGAGUUGUUGCAGGUCAAGACAAGAUCUGGCGCGACCCCUUACGCUCAGGCUUUCACGUCAAGUUUCACGUCGCCGAAUUACGGGCCAACAUUCUUUUCAACAUGCGGUGCAACGCGAAGCUUGAUAGAAUGAUGCCUUACCCAUACUCACGUACUUGCUGUACGGACUAUGGUAUCAAGCCCUCCACACAAACAACUUUAGUUGGAUUAGGCUUGAUGUACUUGACUAUCUGCGUCUUCUGUGAACUCUUUCACAUUUUUACCAAUCGACCGCAGGAUUAUUCCCAUCGGAGCUUGUUCAACAUGCGAACGGGAUGUCUUGUACUGACUCUGCUCAUGUGCUACUACGCCGAUCGCACGCAGAUGAUGGCCAAGGGAAGUAAGCUGUGGCAGUUGGGCGACUUUGUCGCUCUAUGUUUGCCGUGUAUCGCGAUUUGUCUUUCUACCAUCCGACGUUCAGACCCCCCUUGGAAUUUAUCAUUCACACAGUCAAAUACGGACCAGCCUUUUCUAUCUCCGGAUCAGAUUGACGAAUGGAAAGGGUGGAUGCAGGUCUUCAUCCUGAUAUACCACUGGGCCGGAGCUCAGGGAGGCUUGAUACACGUCCUUGUUCGUCUUUGCAUGGGCGCUUAUGUCUUCCAAACUGGUUACGUCCAUACCCUUGACUUUAUGAACGAGAAAGACUUUUCCUUCAACCACGCGGCAUCGACUCUUCUUCGACUCAAUAUCCUGCCAUGUUUACUCGCAUACUUCAUGGAUACUGAAUACAUGGCUUACCACUUUUCACCGCUCCUGUCAUUCUGGUUCCUAGUCGUCUACGCAACCAUGGCAAUCGACAGCGGACACAACAACGAAUUGCAAUUCUUGCUAGUCAAGAUAUGCGUUUCGUGUAUGAUUAUCUCUAUCGUCUUUCUCGCUACACCGUUCACGAGCUGGACGUUUUAUAUCUUUCAGGGUAUAUUCAAGAUACAGUGGAGUGCCGAGGAAUGGCAACGCAGCGUCACGCUAGACUUGUUUAUAGCGUAUGUUGGGAUGCUGGCCGCCGUCAUUGGCCGAGAGAUGAAGAAGGGCGAGGUUUCAGUUCGUUUGGGACUUCGCGUAUGCCUUGUCUUUGGGGGUCUGUUCUCAAUCUUGCAUUAUCUGUCUUUCACUUCAAACAUCACGGAAAGUUCGUACAUGAAGUGGCAUCCUUAUGUUUCCGUCAUUCCGAUCUUGGGUUUCGUCAUGUUACGCAAUAUUCCAUGGUCUGCGAGGAAUUAG